This is a messenger RNA of Galdieria sulphuraria, 3237 nucleotides long. RefSeq names its product DNA polymerase I. The record is from RefSeq and is a predicted model, not a curated record. Gene Ontology annotation, molecular function: DNA binding; DNA-directed DNA polymerase activity; 5'-flap endonuclease activity. The transcript has 6 exons. Gene Ontology annotation, biological process: DNA replication, Okazaki fragment processing; DNA-templated DNA replication. The coding region runs from base 11 to 3163 and encodes 1050 amino acids. Lineage: Eukaryota; Rhodophyta; Bangiophyceae; Galdieriales; Galdieriaceae.
CAAUUAGAGAAUGCAAAGUACUUUUAUUUGCCAAUUAUACUUUUUGACAUUUAACGGAGGCUUGAGACUUUCUUGUCGCAGCUACGACAAGUGCUUCAAUCGUGGGAGGAAAGGCAAAAUAAAGCACCAUCGUAAUAUCCCUAAAGUGAUAUGCAGUUCGGAAAUUUUUGAAACUCGAGUCCGGCAUCAUGUGUUUCUUAUCGAUGCUUUGGCGCUUAUUUAUCGAUCCCACUUUGCUCUUUCCAGAAGCGGCCUCAGAACGUCGUAUGGCCUUGAGACCGGUCCCAUCUAUGGGUUUAUCUCAACCCUUCUAUCACUUUUGGAAACUUAUAGACCUUAUUGUGCCAUGGUGGUUUUUGAUAGCUAUUAUUUUUCUCAAGAAAGCGCUUUCCAGCCCACUUCUUGGCAAAGACGUUUAAUAUAUCCUGACUAUAAAAGAAACCGUUCCAAGUUGCCCACAGCAAUUGAAAAAGGCUUGCCAUAUAUAAAAGCUCUGGUUUCUGCAUUAGGAAUAUCGAUCAUUGAAGUAGCCAGUACGGAAGCAGAUGAUGUCAUUGGCUCAUUAGUGAAAUACUGCACGAGCAAUAACUUUGUUGCUAAAAUUGUUUCCGCAGACAAAGACUUUUUGCAGCUGUUGCAGGAAUCGACUUGUGUCAUUUUGAGGCCAAGAACAACCAAGUCUUCAAAGAAAACUUCUGCUAGUUCAUCUGGAUGGUCUUUGAUUACGGAGAAUGAAUUUCGUCAAGCGUACGAUAACCUAUCACCCAUGCAGUAUUGUGAUGUUUUGGCACUGAUGGGAGAUACUGCAGAUAAUAUUCCAGGAGUUGCUGGGAUUGGUGAGAAACAAGCAGUUGCUUUGGUAAAGAGCUUUGGCUGUGUCGAGACUUUGGUGGAAAAUUGGAAGGCUAUUUCCUCAACUCGAUUGAGAGAAAAAAUUUUCCAGCAUCGAGAACUUUUGUUAUUAAGUAAGACAUUAGUAACCAUUCAUCAGGACUUGAUAAUUCCCAAUUUUGAAUUCGAUGAUCUUUUUGUUCGUCCAACCCAGUUAGAAAAGUUGAAUGAUAUUAUGGAUAAAUUGGAAAUCAAAACGUUAGGAAAACGAGUUGAUAAAUAUGUCCACAAUUCCUUUAUAGCAACAGAAUCUUUGUAUCGGAAACAGAAGGAUUCGAAGUUACAGAAUGCAUCGUUAGAAAGAAGGGAACAAGAUAUUUCCAAUAGAAGUUCAGACAGUGAUUCAUCAUACUUGGCAAGAAUGAAGAAUUUUGAAAACUUGGGACUCCAAUACUUUUAUCUUUCUACUCUCGUAAAUUGUAAUUGCGCUGAAGAGAAAUGGGAAGAGCUUUUAUCACGCAUCAGAAAACAAAACUUUGAGGUUCCUUGUGUUGCCUUUUGGACGGAUUACGACAUUAAACCUGGAGAGAAGAAAAAACCCAGGCAAUCGAGAAGAAUGACUUCGUUCAACAAUUGCAAUCCAGCAGUAUUUCUCGAAAGUAUACGGAAGGAACUUUCAAAUGAAUAUUUUUCCUUUCAAGAUAUCGUCAUGUUAAAGGGCAUCGCUAUAUCAUGGGAAAAUUCUUUUAGUAUUUAUCUUGAUUUGAAGAAUACUAAAGAUGCUUGGAUACAACAAUUAGAGUGGUUAUUGAGCCAUUCUCAAUUGUCAAAAGCUAGUGUUUUUGUCAAGAAACAAAUUCAUAUUCUGCAGCGUUUUAGCGAUAAUCUAUCAUUACGAUCACCUCUCGUAGAUAUUCUUAUAGGUCAUCAUGCCACAGCUCCUUUUGAAUCUCUUUCAGUGGAACAAGUUAUGAAAAGAUUUGCAUUACUGAGUGGAGAUAAUGUUAUGUUAUCUAUGUUGGAAUUUAUGUUUUCGAACAGGAAAGAUCAAGUCUCCAAUUUCAUCGAACGAGAUGCAUCGAAGUUAUUAUCUGGUUUGUUAUGUCAAAAGGCGACGUAUCCGGUCCAUUUUGUAGAUUUGUUGAGAAUUUGGUGUCAGUGUAAUUGGUCUGUAUUGUUAUUUAGAGCCGCGAAGGUUCUGAACUCAGAACUGAUGAUGCUUUCCAUGAAGACUUUUGUUGAAUAUAUCGAGUAUCCCUUGAUACCGGUACUCGCGACAAUGGAAAGAAAUGGUCUGUGUCUGAAUACAAGGUUUCUGGUUGAUAUGAGUCAUAAAACAAACUUGGCAACUAGUGACAACUCGUUGAAGGACAAAUGGAAUGAUGAAUUGAAGAAAUAUGAUGACAAUGCAUCAAUUCUUUGGGAAAGCAAAGAUUUCUCUUUUACUGCGGAAAAGAAGUAUCUCAAACUGUUGCAAAGGCAUAUGUAUCCGAUCUCGGGAAAGCUUCAUGCGCAUUACUACAAAAGCACUAAUUUGUUUGGAAAGCUAGCCACAUUUCCUGUUAACGUUCAUGAACUCUCCAAAAUGAAAAAUUUAGUUGUAGCAUCACAAGGUUUUCAAAUAUUAGUUGCUGAUUGUAGUCAAAUGGAAAUGCGAAUUCUUGCAGCGUUGUCCAAAGAAUCUACUUGGAUUCAAGUAUUUCUUGAGGAAGGCGAUAUUCAUAAGUUUAUAGCAUACAAGUUGUUUACGUGGAAUAAUAGAAGCGAGAAACUAUCAGAACGACAGUUUCGUGAAUAUGCCAAAGUCCUCAGUUAUGGGAUAAUAAGAGGAACAUCAGAACAAGUUAUAUCGAAGGAGUUACAAGUUUCUCGACAUGAUAUAAAAUCUUGGAUGGAGUUGUAUCGCAGGUCCUUUUCAAAGGUCUUGCAAUUUUUAGAAGAAACCAGUGAAAAAAGUUUUCAAAGAGGUUACUCAGAAACACUACUUGGCAGAAAAAUUCCGGUUCCUUUCAAAAAUUCUCAAAAUGAAGAAGAAAUUUUGGCUGCUAAGAAGAUAUGCAGACGUGCUGUUAUCGAAGGAACACAGGCGGAUAUCAUUAGUUUGGCGAUGAUCAGAAUAUUGGAGCAGUUGGGACAAUAUUCACAGUCUAAUUUGAUUUUACAAGUUGGAGACCAAUUGAUUUUUCAAGUUGCAAAGUCAGAUUGUGAUAAAGUAAUGAAGCUAGUCAAGAAAGAAGUGAGUAACAUUUUGCCUCUUCCUCAGGGUGUUCCUGUUCUUGUACGGCUUGGUGUAGGAAACGAUUGGCUUGAAGCAACAGCAGCAAUACAAUAAUAUUUCAUUCUUACUUACUGUGAACAUAUCAUUUUGAAAAACUUGACAACUAAAGUAUACUAGAUUUCAAAAGU